AUGGUCCGCCAACUAAAACACCACGAGAAAAAACUUCUCCGCAAAGUAAACUUCAACACCUACAAAACCGAAAACAACCACCGCGAACAAUCCAUCCGCGCCCGCUACUAUCUCCAAGGCACAAAUGACUACACCAAAUACAACCAACUAUGCGGCCACCUGCGCAGCCUGGCACACAAGCUCAGCGCGCUGGACCCCGCGGACCCGUUCCGCAAGAAGCUCGAGAGCGAGAUUCUCGAGAAGCUGUGGGCGAUGGGCAUUCUGAAGCAGAGCCGUGAGCAAGGGAAUGGCCUGUCGGCGGUGGAGAGGCAGGUGACUGUUUCGGCAUUCUGUAGGCGGCGUUUGGGCGUGUUGAUGGUGCGCAGUGGCAUGGUGCAGGAUGUGAAGACGGCGGUUAGUUUGAUUGAGCAAGGGCAUGUCCGCGUUGGGACGGAGGUGGUCACUGAUCCUGCAUAUCUCGUCACACGCAACAUGGAGGACUUUGUGACCUGGGUCGACUCGAGUAAGAUCAAGAGGUCGAUUAUGAAGUAUCGUGAUAAUAUGGAUGAUUUCGAUUUGAUGGUUUGA
Talaromyces atroroseus is the source of this 567-nucleotide messenger RNA. RefSeq names its product U3 small nucleolar ribonucleoprotein IMP3. Gene Ontology annotation, biological process: rRNA processing. The coding region runs from base 1 to 567 and encodes 188 amino acids. NCBI's taxonomy places the organism in Eukaryota, Fungi, Ascomycota, Eurotiomycetes, Eurotiales, Trichocomaceae. The transcript has 4 exons. Gene Ontology annotation, cellular component: small ribosomal subunit; small-subunit processome; Mpp10 complex. The record is from RefSeq and is a predicted model, not a curated record. Gene Ontology annotation, molecular function: rRNA binding; snoRNA binding; structural constituent of ribosome.